This is a messenger RNA of Camellia sinensis, 1511 nucleotides long. Its product is annotated as mannan endo-1,4-beta-mannosidase 7. Gene Ontology annotation, molecular function: mannan endo-1,4-beta-mannosidase activity. The record is from RefSeq and is a predicted model, not a curated record. Lineage: Eukaryota; Viridiplantae; Streptophyta; Magnoliopsida; Ericales; Theaceae. Gene Ontology annotation, biological process: polysaccharide catabolic process.
UAUCGUUAAGCUUCUCUUUCAUAUGUAAGCUUUCUUUCUUCCUCCAUUGAAAGAGAGAGACACGUCCAAUUUGUUAAAACAUUUUAUUGAUUCUCUGCAUUUAAACAAAUUGAAAGAGAGAGAGAUGAGGCAUUGGAGUCAGGUGGUGUUCUUGGUUCUGUUAUUGAUCCGGGUAGAAGCACAAGAUGGGUUCAUCAAAACCAGUGGAAUACAUUUCAUGUUGAACGGUAGUCCUUACUACGCAAAUGGGUUCAAUGCAUACUGGUUAAUGUAUGUAUCCACUGACCCAACUCAGAGAGACAAAGUGUCCUCUGCUUUUCAACAAGCUUCAAAUCAUGGCCUCACUUUGGCAAGAACUUGGGGAUUCAGUGAUGGUGGAUACAGAGCCCUACAGUACUCCCCUGGCUCCUACAACGAGCAAACAUUUCAGGGGUUGGAUUUUGUUGUAUCUGAAGCAAAAAGAUAUGGGAUUAAGCUGAUCUUGAGUUUGGUAGAUAAUUACGAGAAUUUCGGAGGGAAGAAGCAGUAUGUGGAUUGGGCAAGAAGUCAGGGGCAGAACUUAGCAUCUGAUGAUGAUUUCUUUACCAAUUCUGUGGUUAAGGGAUAUUACAAAAACCAUAUCAAGACUGUUCUUACAAGGCGUAACAGCAUCACCGGGGUUGAGUACAAGGAUGACCCAACGAUAAUGGCUUGGGAGCUUAUGAAUGAGCCUAGGUGCACUUCUGAUACCUCAGGAAGUACCAUUCAGGGUUGGAUUACGGAAAUGGCUUCAUACUUGAAAUCCAUAGACAGUAAUCACUUACUAGAAGCUGGUCUGGAAGGAUUUUAUGGGCAAUCAGGUUCUCAGAAACAACAAUUCAAUCUGAAUUUCCAAGUAGGAACCGAUUUUAUUGCAAAUAAUCAAAUCCCCGGCAUAGAUUUUGCUACAAUUCAUUCAUACCCUGAUGCAUGGUUACCUGGAACAAGUGAGGACAACCAGAUUUCAUUUUUGAACAAUUGGGUCAACACUCACAUUCAAGACGCGCAAAACAUACUAGGAAAGCCACUUCUUGUCGGUGAGUUUGGAAAAUCAUGGAAAGAUCCAGGUUUUGACACAAAACAAAGGGACGUUUUGUUCAAUACAGUCUACUCAGCAAUCUAUUCGUCUGCUAGUGGUGGAGGAGCAGCUGCCGGAGGAAUGUUCUGGCAACUUCUAACUGAAGGAAUGGACUCUUUCCGUGAUGGGUAUGAGAUAGUUUUGAGUGAAAGCACUUCAACAGCAAGUCUGAUUGCUCAACAGUCGCAAAAACUCAGGAAGAUUCGAAAGAUGUAUGCUAGGCUGAGGAACGUUGAGAUAUGGAGGAAAGCAAGGGAUAUGAACAAGAGGGGCAAUACUGGAAACUGAAAACCGUGUAGUAGUAAUCUAAAAGUAUACAAAGCUAAUGCUACAUUACUGUUGAGGAUUUUCAAUUUUAAUGCUAUCUUAUAGAUUCAUAUGUUUAUACAAGAGAGAAGAUUGAUGAGUUUGUGUA